AUGUAGUUAAAUACUGAAAUUUUUCUAAGAACACGAUUACAUAAAUGAUCGAAAAUAAAUUCUAUUAAAUUAACUCUUUAAUGCACUGAAUUCCCAAAAAGACAGAAAUAUGUUGGCUAUUAAGAAAGGUCGAUCGAAAUUUUAUGUUGUGAUUUUAAUUUCAAUUUUGGGGUUUGAAGCCGACUCUUCAGCAUCAGAAAAAUUGGCAGGAAGCAUUGAAAAUGCCGGCCAAAUACAUACGAAAACAAGAGAUUUCGAAAAUGAAAGUAAAACUGAGAAUACAAUCUUUCGAGAUGAAAGCACUUCGAGAGUUCUGCAGACCCGCUCUUUUACCUCUCAAGUGUUCGAUUUCGACGAACGUUCUCCACUCAGUCCAUUUGCAUACCAAAAGGACCAAACUAACAACCCUCAGACUCCGGCAUUUCACUCUCCCAAGAAAACCCAGCUUCAAUGGAACGAAUUGAGUCACGCAACGGAGAGCGAUGAUGGUGACCAAAGGCAGCUUGAGAUCAGUAACGAACGCUUCAGCCUUGAGAACGAAGAUGAAAAUUAUCAAGACAAGAAGCAUUCAACUUCUACGGACUUGUUUGUUAAGAGAGGCUCUCAAGACAAAGCAACUCAGAGCGUCCGUCCUCAACCAAGACACGAGUUAACACCGAUCGUGUCGACGCGGUACGGCCAAGUUCAGGGCUUUUACAGAACAGUGCUCUUCCCUCCACACGUCAGCCCAAGAGUGUCAAAAAAUUCCAGUUCUAAACUCACGAAAAACCCAAGCAGGGAUCAAAUUUCGAGCCAACCGAGCAGAGCGGUUCGUGCUGCGGUUUAUUUGGGUAUCCCUUACGCCACUCCUCCGGUUAAUGCCAACCGCUUGAGUCCAACCCGCGCCCCGACGAAGUGGCGUGGCGUGCUGACGGCUGUAGCGCAUCCACCCGCUUGUCCUCAACGGCCACCUAAGAAAUAUCAGAGGCUCUUCCAGCACCAGAGCGAAGACUGCCUCUACCUCAACAUCUACGUGCCCGAUGGAGCAGCGACGUCUCCAGUGCUGGUGCUGCUGCACGGCGAGAGCUUCGAGUGGGGCUCCGGCAGCGCUUACGAUGGCAGCCUUCUGGCUACCCUCGGCGACCUCAUCGUCGUUACCCUCAACUUCAGGCUCGGAAUUCUGGGUUUUUUGAACCCUCACGCCGAGCCUCACCGCCCCGCUGUCACCAACAACGGUCUCAUGGACCAGCUCGCGGCGCUGCACUGGCUGCACGAGAACAUCGCAAGCUUCGGCGGCGACCCAGCGCAUGUCACCGUACUGGGCGCUGGGAGGGCCGCGGCAGCGCUCAACUUCCUCAUCAUCUCCCCAGCCGCUGCAGGCGCCGGUCUUUUUAGACGGGCAAUCAUGCUCUCUGGGUCUGCCUUGAGCCCCUGGGCUUUAGUCAAAGACCCAGCCCAUUACGCCCAGCUUACCAGCCAGCAACUGCACUGCCCAGUACUGCAAGCCCAGCAGCCCAGCCUCGAUGAGCUGAUCGCUUGUCUCAGGAACAAAACCAUCAAGCAAAUUAUGGAGGUUUCGUUCACGACGCCCCAGUUCCUGAGCUCCAUGGGCCCCAGCGUUGACGGAGUCACCAUCACGCACGACUGGCAGCAGCACAUGACAAAAAUGGGUAAAGAGAACAGGACUCCAGUGGACAUCAUAACAGGCGUAGCAGCGGCAUCCUACCUGGAGCUGCUGUCACCUAAGAUGAUGGUCGAGGGAUUUGAUGAGGACCAUCGGGACAGGAUUUUCCGGACAUUCGUCACCAAUAAUCAUCAUUAUCAUUUGCAGGAGCUGGUACUAGCCAUCACGGCUGAGUACACUGACUGGUCACUGCCUAGUCAGCCCCAAAAACUAGUGCGGGACAACACACUAGCAGCCCUGCACGACGCUAGUGUCGUAGCGCCUGUCACUGCAGCGGCGGUCAACUUCGCAUCCAAGACAAAGAACCUUUUCUUCUACGUGCUGGAUAAUAAAGCCAGCAGCCAGGACCAAACAGGAGCUCCAAUCACAGAGCUCGCUUACAUUUUGGGCGCACCAAUGGGCGUGCAGUUCCCGAUCUCUGCCGCUGUCAAUCACUCUCAAGCAGACCUCAUCAUCUGCCUCAACUUCAUCAACUACAUCGCGAAUUUCGUCAAAAGCGGCGACCCGAAUUCAGGCGACGUCUAUGAAGAAGAUGCGCUAAAGCAACCCGACGACGCGGGACAAAAGCCCAAAUGGGAUCCUUUUGACGCGAUGUCGCGGCGAUACCUCGAGAUACGUGCCAGCAGUCCUCGCAUAAAAGACCACUACCGCGCAGAUCAAGUCGCGCUCUGGACUUGGCUCAUUCCAGGGCUGGAGAGGGUGGGUUCGCGGCACGGUUCCAAUUCCACCUUCCAUAGAUUUGUCGGCGGGCCUGGAAUUUUCUCAGGUCCUACCAGACCAAAUUCGUUCCUUCCUCCGCCACAUUCCUCCUCAACGACUUUCAAUUCGUCUAUCACCAACGGGACUUUGCUUGUAGGCAAUGGGUCGACGCUCGAAUUCGGUUACCGGAGCAGGAACGGAUCCUAUAGGAUGGCUCAGGACGCCUCGGUUAGGGACCGACUCGGGCAUUCAUCUAAGAACCCUAAGGGACAGCCCAGCAACUCGCACAAGCACGACAUGGCACAUGAUUUUGGUUUGCCCUACACAACAGCCCUGACUUUAACAGCGGCCUUGGGAGUCACAUUACUUUUGCUGAACAUGCUUGUGCUCGCAGCAGUGCAUUACCGCAAGAACAAUCAACACAAAACGCAGCACAAUUUGUCGCAUGGCUUGCCGCACAGCAGCCUGUCUCCCUCGCACUGCGGGACCCUUCAUUCCUCGGCGACCGUCAGGUCCAUUGCUUGCACUCAGGAUUGGCCGCCAGAAUACGCGACAUGUUUCCCGGAGAAUCUCGCACCCAUCCAAUCAGUAGCAGAUGAUUCCCAAUCGCAAUCAGAUCCCUACACACAACGCCACUUGCUUCAACAGCAUCAGCUGCAGCAACAUCAGUUACAGCAACAACACGAGCAGCAGCAAUUGAUUCAGCAACAACAGGAGCAGCAACAAAUUCAACAUGAUUUGAUGAGUCACCAACAAUACGGUCAGCAUUGCGUGCAACCAGGACAGUCUGAAGUGCAACGAACGUCACUUGAACCGUUAUGGCAACAGCAGCAGCAAUCCGAGCAUGUGAUGCAACAACACCAGCAUCAACAACAACAUUUAUUAACGCUUAGCCAACAGCAGGAACAACAACUCCAGUGUCAUUUGCAGAUGGAACCAUCGCCGUCUGCUGGCAAUCUCCUGACGCAUCAGUAUCAUUCUGCGGCAGCUACCGAAGUCCCGGAUCAAGAUGGCGCACGUCGUCGCAUGUUUGGAGAAGAACAUUUGCACAACAAAGCCGAGCUGGCAGACGACAUCGGAAGGGAAGACCAAGAGUGCAUGUCUCAGCGGCACGCUACAAUAAAGGGUGGCGCGUCAACGCUCAAAAGAGCGUCUGCUGCAGCUUGCUCAAGCAUCCCUAGCCACAAUUCUUCACUCGCGAGGAAUUCUCAGCGUUCGUCUUCACUAAGGAGAAAUUCGCUUGGCGUCAAAGGGCCUUCUAGUGAAAGCUUUUCUCAGAACAGAAAUAUUACUGAUACCUUUACGCUUAAGAGAAUUCCUAGUGGAGCAUCCGUUGUGAAGCACAAUCUACAUGAUACUUCAACACUGAAACGAAACCCAAUGGACUUUUCUGCUACUGCAAGAAACCAAACCGAAACAUCGACGAUCAAAAGGAAACCUGUAGGCACAGUGGAAAAUGCGAAGAAUUCACCCGUCCUGUCACCUGUCAGUGGCAAUUUUGUGGGAAACAUUAAAGUUGGAGCCAAGCCAUCGCCUCCGCCGAGAUCUUCUUCGGUUCCUCCCUCUGAAACUACGUCGCUCAUGGGUGACGUGAACGAUACUCAAGUUAUCCGUGAUUAGAUAAAUCUAAAAUUAAAUUUUUUAGUAAAAAACACGCCGAAAUUGUUGGGAAAAUAAAAUUUCAAGAUGCAAUGGAAGACAAUUUACGUGUAAAUAGGUAUAGACUACACAUUUUUUGACGUCGCGAAAAGAAUGUGUGAAAUCUUCAAUAGGAUUUAGCUAAAAAUUCGUGGUCAAUUCAAAAAUCAAAAGAGUAAUUUGAAUGGUAUAACUCCGAAAUUUUAAUGAAAAAUUAGUCCUUAGGAACAACAGGAAAAAAACUGUAGCUUAUCGUUGAAGGAUGCUAAAUUGUAGCAUCUGGUCUGCGAAGUAGAUUGACGAAAAUUUUUUUUAUUAUCAUCUAAGUGUAACGAAAAUUUUUACUUAAACUCGCUUCUUCACAAAAAAUUGUAAGUUUACUAGAAUUGUAGAAUUAAGAGAGCGCAAUCAACACCCACUAGUUUUAGUAUUCAUAUACAUCGUUAUUUUAUUUUCUUUCUUGUAAGACUACUGAGGUUUUCAUUUCUUAUUCAUAAGCGUUAAAAUAUUAACGCAACGUCUUGAAGCAAUGAAGAAACUUGACCAACUCAUUUUGGAUGAGGAUAAAUUAAAUAAUUUCUGAAAAAGUAAUUUUCCGUAGUUCUGCUCUUGGCAAACACUUGAAAUAGAAUGCAGUCUCGUAUGAAAUUCGUAUGAAAUUGAUUGUGCUCAGAUUAGGUCAUUGAAAUACUCUAAAUUGACAACCGUCAUUUUACCGUUGAAUUUAUUGCAACAGUUUGAAGAAACUCGAAAGCUACCUAAUUGAAAGCUUCUGAGAUGCCUCAUUACCUUUAAUUCCAUGUCAAAAUUAUUAUGAUCAAAAGAAACACUAUUAAUUCUGACAGGAAUGCUCGCCAAUUCAUAACACAGUAACUAAAGAAAAACAAAUAUUAAUAUUCAUAAUUUUAUAUUACGGUGCUGCCUUCUAUUAUGCUGGCAUUCAUUUAGGCAUCGUGUACAGAGUUAACAAUCUUAAAAUAGUUAAAUAUCUGUUUAUAGUUAACUGUCUUAUCGUGGUUAUCAAUCUUAUCGCAGUUGACUGCUUUAUCAUAGUUAACUAUCAUUAUCAUAUUUAACUAUCUAAUCACAGUUAACUAUACUAUCAAAGUUAACUAUCUCAUCACAUUUAACUUCCUUUUCACAGUAAUCUGCCUUAUCACAGUUAACAGUUUCAUCACAGUUAUCUGUUUUAUUACAUUUAACUGUCUUAUCACAGUUAACUCUCUUAUCACAGUUAACAGUUUCAUCACCGUUAUCUGUUUUAUUACAUUUAACUGUAUUAUCACAGUUAACUUUCUUAUCACAGCUAACUGUCCUAUCACAGCUAACUGUCCU
Messenger RNA from Hyalella azteca, 5335 nucleotides. Its product is annotated as neuroligin-4, Y-linked. Gene Ontology annotation, cellular component: postsynaptic membrane; cell surface; synapse. The record is from RefSeq and is a predicted model, not a curated record. Gene Ontology annotation, biological process: postsynaptic membrane assembly; synaptic vesicle endocytosis; neuron cell-cell adhesion. Gene Ontology annotation, molecular function: signaling receptor activity; neurexin family protein binding. The transcript is spliced from 12 exons. Lineage: Eukaryota; Metazoa; Arthropoda; Malacostraca; Amphipoda; Hyalellidae. The coding region runs from base 110 to 3982 and encodes 1290 amino acids.